This is a messenger RNA of Lolium rigidum, 597 nucleotides long. RefSeq lists its product as uncharacterized. NCBI's taxonomy places the organism in Eukaryota, Viridiplantae, Streptophyta, Magnoliopsida, Poales, Poaceae. The transcript is spliced from 3 exons. The coding region runs from base 1 to 597 and encodes 198 amino acids. The record is from RefSeq and is a predicted model, not a curated record.
AUGGGGCCAAUGGUCCGUCCUGGCAGGAAGCGGAAAGGCAGUGUCGAUGACACUCCUGCUAAUAAGAAGCCCCGGCCGGGAGCUGAGAAUGGCACUCCUGCUAAUAAAAACCCCCCCUUGGGAGCUGAGAACACAUAUGCCCCUGUGGAUCAUAUAGAUCUACCCAGGGGUACUCUUGUGACUUGUGUUGCAGGUAUAGAGCUGCAGCCUGAAGAUGUUGGCGCUGCCAUUCAAUUUUUGGAGUUCUGCCGCUUAUUUGGCGAGAUCUUGGAAAUAAGGGAGGGACAACCAGCACAAACUGUCAAGGAAAUAACUGGAGGUUGUCAACUUCGAGAGGUGCCUUCAGUUGUUUCUGACCUUCACAUAAGUCUGUUAUCCAAGAUAGAAAGAGGCAAAGCCAAGGUUUGCAAGUAUCCAGGACAUGGAGAUGAAUGGAUAAGAAAAGUCGGAGAAUAUUUCGCUGACUCGACAUUAGGUACCAAUGAUUUGACCCUUAACUGCUUAAGCCAGGGGGCAUCAGGAUAUAAAAAUUUGACCCCUUCGUCUAAGCUGGCCCUGCUGAAUCGUCUGUGUGAUGAGGCAUUAUCUUCUGAGUAA